AUGACAACCCCAUUCCAAAAAACCCUCUCCCUAAUCGACGCCGCACACGCACAAGACCCCAAAAAAAUAACCACCCCUCCUCCUCCUCCUCCUCCUCCUCCAUCAUCAUCAUCCACCGCAACCCCUACCGAAAUCCCCUACGAACUACACUACGCCAACAAAAUGACCAAGUACCUCCUUCUCCACACCCCCUCCGCUUCAGACGCCCUGCGCCUCGCCGUUCGCGCGCAGCACCUGAAACGCUGGGAAGUGCCGCGGACAGAAUACCCCGCGACCCGGGCAGGGUACUACGCGUGGCGCACGUACCUGGGGAAACGCCAGGCCGAGCUGGUUCGCGAGAUGUGCAUUGCGGGCGGAUAUGAGGGGGAUGUAGCGGAGAGGGUUGCGGCGCUGGUGAGGAAGGAAGGGCUCAAGCCGGGUUCUGGGUCUGCGGGUGCGGGUGCGGAUGCGGAAACGCAGGUGUUGGAGGAUGUAGCGUGCUUGGUGUUUUUGGAUGAUCAGUUGGAGGAGUUCCAGGGCGGGUAUGCGGAGGAGAAGGUGCUUGGGAUUCUGAGGAAGACUUGGACCAAGAUGUCUGGGAGGGGGAGGGAGAUGGCGUUGGGGAUGGAGUUGGGGGGGAAGGGUGCUGAGUUGGUUGCGAAGGCUUUAGCUUGA
This is a messenger RNA of Aspergillus ochraceoroseus IBT 24754, 654 nucleotides long. RefSeq names its product DUF4202 domain-containing protein. NCBI's taxonomy places the organism in Eukaryota, Fungi, Ascomycota, Eurotiomycetes, Eurotiales, Aspergillaceae. Bases 1 to 654 code for a protein of 217 amino acids. The record is from RefSeq and is a predicted model, not a curated record. The transcript has a single exon.